CAAGUUUUCAGUGUGUGUUCAGCAAGGGGAUUCAAGAUGGCUUCCUCUGUUAUUGUUCAGUUUUAGUGCGAUUUAUCAUAAAAAAAACUUAUUUUUAUCAAUGUAUGAACUAAAACUAAAUCAUCUGAGGAUUUUUAUACUCUUGUAAAGAAAAGAGGAAUUUUUUCGGGCUGUAAUGUGUGUCUUAUAAGAUAGUAAAUACUUCUACCGUCAAAGCGAUCACCGUGUAUGUGUGUGUUUGUGUGAGUGCGUCACAAGCAUAAUCCGGCUAGUUGUGUAUUUUUUAAGACUGUAAUUUAUUUUUGUUACACAUAAUUUAUGAGUGAAUAAUGUUUUGUUAAGGUGUAUGGUUGUGGUUUUGAAUUGAAGCUCUAAUCUGAGUCUGAGAAGUACUUAGUUCACAUAACGAGGCCCCAACUCUGUCCAAAAUGGAGGACGGUUAACAGCUAUCACGAACCACCUUCAUAUCACUUUUUCAUUCUCUGUUUGUUACUUGGUGAUGAAACGUAUUUUUCAAUAUAUUUAAAUGCAUAUGAAAUACUUUAAAUGCUGUUUUUUUCCUUGUUUCACUUUAUAACAGUGUGGUAAGGGGGCGUGUGGUGGGUAAACUAGUUGGUGAUGAAAAACAAAAAUUAUUUGAAACUUAUUAGUGAUUUUGUCAAGUUGAAAAUCUAAUGUUUACUGAUGAUAUCUGUGUUUUGGACCGUUUUGGAGUCUACAACAUUUUCCAGGCUUCCUGGUCUGAUGAAAGAUUAAGGGUGAGGAAGAUGGAACCAUGGAACUCUGUCAGAGUGACCUUUUCUAUUGGAGCUGAAGCCGCUGAAAGGUUAAGAGUGUUAGCGGAAGCUGGUGGUGAAGUCUUAGCCAGACUUGGCAUAUUAUCAGUGCAACUACCCAGUGGUCAGGUGAUAUCAGUGAGGGUGAGUGCUCCUUCUACUCCUCCUAAUGUGGUUGCACCAGCAGCUAGCUCUAUACCUCCUUUAGUGCCAGCAACUAGUUCUUCUCAACCACAAGCAACACGUUUUCCAUUUAAUUCUAUGGCACAAGCAUCUGCUAUUGUAUCCAGGGAAGCUAAGGCUUGUGUUAACACAGCAGUGGCUACCCAUUACCCUCCUCCUCCUUAUCCAGAAGUACGACCAGAAGUACCACAAGCAAGUCCAUUGUUAGUCAACCUGCUUCAAACUGAUCAAGUGGGUUGUGUGAAUAGACCUGUCAGUUUAUCAAGGCCAAUUUACUCGGGAAGAAGAGGACCUCCAGCACCACCACCCCCACCACCGCCGUACCAGCGACCUGCACAAUCACCUCCAAGACCUAGACCUCCUCCCCAUCCAUCGCAAUCGGUGCAGCCUCCCCUCCUACAACAGGAUGCUUCCCCUUCUAAUACCAAUGAUCCUACACCGAGCAGUACCGCUGGUGGCAAGUCUGUUCAGUACCUCAUAAAUCCAUUAACAGGGGUUUUAGAACCAAUGUCUUCUGAGUCAGAGUCUGAGGCAGAGGGUCCUUCUACAGAACAGCCUCUUAUACGUAGUCCCAGUCCUCCACAGCAGGCUAUUAAGCAACCUCAGUUGCCCAACCAUCUUGAUAAAGAAGCUGAUGAUAUUAAGAAAAAGAUUAUAGAGGAUGACUCUCUUUCUACGAACGUUUCUGCUGUGUCAAGCCCAUUUCCUUCUGCCAUCAGAGAUGAGUGUGAUCCUCCAGAAGAAGAAAGACCUAAGGGUGAAGAAAAGAUCAAACUAAGCUAUAAUGAUUGGACUGGAAUUAAAAAUCUGAAAAUGUUAUUGUUUUUCGGGAGUUUUAUGAAUAAUAAAAGCUCUACUUGUUUAUUUGCUUGGUUGAAGUUUGUUGACCGUUCAAACAUGAGGAAAACAGCAAAAUCAUGCAAAAAGAAUUACAGUUUAUAAGUAAGCUUUUGAAUGGUUAUUUGACAAUUAUUAUAAUUUUAAUCAAAUAAAAUUUGAAUUUUUUUUGUAUAUUUUAAAAAUUACUUUAAUUUACUACAAGGGUUUAUUUUUUAAUCCUUCAUUACACCAAUUGAGCAAGUUAAAGAAAAAGAAGCACUAAUUAGAUUUAUAUUAUAACAAUAAUGAUAUAUCACUAAUAUUAUCAUCAUCUUAUUAUGCCUAAGCAAAGAGUGGUCCAGGAUCCUGAAAAUUUGAACAAAAUAAAGAUAAUCAUUGUAACUUAUUUAAAUUAAUUAUAUAAGAAUUUUCGCUCUUGUAAAGUACAUAUAAACAUUUUAUGCCACAACAAAGUGUGUUAUAAAUUAAAUAAAAUGGACCAGUCAUGAUUCAUAAUACUGUUAUUCAUUUGCUUUGAAUUUUCUAUGACAUAAAAAGUUGGGCAGUGAGUGAAAGUUGUGUGAUGCGCGCACCAGAUUUUUUCCACUAUUAUUGCACCAAAAAGAUUGUUUUCAUAUUCAUGCUUAUUUUAUUGCCAUGAUUAGUUUUUUCUAUCUCUUCUACUUUUUUGACAUUUUAUGAUUUUUGUUUGGCCACAGAUUUGAGAUCUAAUCAAGGAUCUUAGAAUAUUAUGUGAAGUUUAACUUCAAAGCAACAAUAACAAUAAAAGAAAAACGCUUCAUGUGUUUAGCGAACAGAUUCUUGAGAAACAUCAAGGAGUCAAAUUACAAAUAUCUUAUUGACUCAAAUCUGCAUCAAUUCAGAAAUCGCGAUUGUAGGAUAAGUGUAAAAGUGCAUCCUCAUCUUCAGUACUUUCCAGAAAAUGUUAGUAUAUAUUGUGAGGAGCAAAGUGAACGUUUUCACAAAGACAUAAAAGAACUGUAAAAGAGAUACCAGCAGAAGUGAAACUCUGGUGCCUUAUGAGAGACUGGAUACUGCGCCGUGCCAUCUGGAAGGAAACCAUCAAAACAUAAAUAAAAUCUAAUCAAACUUAUUUUUUUGUCUAGUGGCGUUGAGGCUUUACUGCAAUGCUUGUUUCAGAAAAAAUUAUUUCUUUUUAAUGAAUUCCAAGUAUUUUAAUUCAAUAUUGUGGAAAAUCAAGACGUGAUGGAGAAAAAAUGAAAGCACAUAUGACAUUAGUAUGAAACAAUCUUUUAUAAACACAUAGUUUCAUAUGACCUCAAAAAAAAAAAAAAUUUUAUCUGUAGGGUGAUGUAAUUGAUGAAUAUAUAAAUAUAGACAAUAUUAUAAUUAAUUUAAAAGUAAAUAAAAAAAAUGUAAAGAGUUAAAUUUAACGAGAUUUAAUGGAGGAUAAUAAAAAAACAACUUUAUAUUUUGGAAAAGAUAUAAAAAAGUCUUUUCAUGCCCCAAUGUGGCCAGAAAUGCUACUGCCAUUAAAAAAAAAAAAAUCAAAAUUUCAUUUGAAUACCAAUGACAGGAUAUCUGUGAGAAGAUAUUUGACUAUCCUGCUUUAUAUAAUAUAGUUUCUAUAUUGAGUCAGUUCUGCUUUUUCAGUUUCUAUAACCUACUAUAUAAGUGAAGAAGAUUUUUAUCAAUUCUAUGGCGAAGGUGGCCCAAGAUAUGUAUCACUUUUCAACUGGUUCUCAAAUUUCCAUCCUCUAGGACCUUGAACUUCAUUUAACAAAAAUGUUAAAAUGGGAAAGAGUGGUUGCAAAUAAUGUUUUAAGAAAGUUAAUCCAACUUGAAUUAACAACUCAAGUUGUUUGUAUACAGAACUCGAUUGUUUGUAUACAAUUACACAAAACUUUAUGUAGAAAUUUCAAAAUUGCAAAUAAACUGAAAUCUACUAUAAGGCAAAUACAAAGAAAAUAAAAAUAUUGCUAUAGGCUUGUCAAAAAGAUUACAGGUAAGUCACAUAAACAUAACCUAACUGAAGAAAAUGCUGUCUUAUAAUAAUUCAGAUAACAAUAAUACAAUUUUAUGUAAUUAAUUAUGCCACCUUUAACUUAAUACACAAUUGAGUGUAUGUCUUACUUCAUAAUUUGGUAAGCAUAUGUUUUGCUUGUGAAGUGAAAAAAAUUAUUAUAUGAUCAGUGUAAAACUUACUUGCAUAGCUCAGAUGUUACAAUUGCUUAUCAUGUUUUUUUCUCAUUUUUGAAGUUACCCAAUUUUAACCAAGCAAAUAAACAAGUAUGGCUUUUAUUUUCCAUAAACCUCUCGAAAGACACUAUAACUAUUGUGAAUUUCAGAUUUUUAACUCCUGUCUCAUUGGUGAUAUUAAAGCUUCAGUUUUGAAAAAAUCGAAAAAUUUCAAACUUUAUGGAGUCGUAAAAAACUAAGGAUACAUUUAGUAGGAAUAUUUAUUCUGGUUGACCUACUAUUAAGCACCUACCCAUCUUACAAGAGGUAAGUGAUUUAAAGUGCUCGUAAUAAUAGAAGAAAUGGUUUGACUAUUUUUUUUUUUUUUUUUGAGUUGCACAUUAAACUUCAGGUCAAUUUUUAUCAUAUUAGGAGUAGGAAUAAAUUAAAUUUGCAGAGAAUAAGUUUUUUAGUUUAAAACAUUUCCUGUGAAAUGAUGUUUGUUUGAUAUUUCUAGAAGUCCAAUCAAUGAAUAAUUUUAGAGGGAAACAAAAGGAACACAAAUUUUUAUUUAGGGACUUAGUUUGACCUAGAUCUAGGCAUUCUUGGAAUAAUUUAUUUUUAAAAUAAAUCAUAUGAUUAUUUCCGAAAUAAUGGUAAUUUCUGAAAUAAUAUUUUAAUAUUCAUUGAAAUAAAGUUAUUUAUUUCGAAAUAAGUUAUUUCAGAUUUAUUUAUUUCAUAAAUAAAUUUUUACAAAAAGCAUAAAAUAAUUAUUUCCGAAAUAAUUCUGUUCUGUAAUAACAUAAAAAAUUCACCAAUAUAGAAAAUAUAUAAUAUUUAAAUAUGUAGUAUAACACUGACCUAUCAACCUCUAAUCCGCUGGUGACAGUGACCAUAGAGUGCAUAUUUCGCCUAUCUAUUACUACAGAUAUAGGUGGUACUACAGGUAUCAAGCUCAAAAAGACUAAGUGUGCCCGAUCUCCUUAAUAUUAUAUUUACUCCUGUUUGAGACACUUUAACCUUUGUUGAGGCUGAAUGUGCUCGACAGAAGUUUAAUUUUUCUUGUGCCUCUUUUCAUUUUUUACAAUUAGACGGACUUGAGACAUUAUAUUUACUGCUGUUUGAGAUAUUUUGGUUUUUGUAGAGGCUGAGUGUGCCUGACAGAAAUUUCAUUUUUUCUUAUGCUCCCCCCUUUUUUUUAACAAUAAGACGGACUUGAGACAUCAUAUUUACUGCUGUUUGAGACACUGAAAUCUGUGUAGAGGCUGAGUGUGCCCGACAGAAAUUAAAUUUUUUCGUAUGGUCCUUUUCGUUUUUUACAAUUAGAUGGAGUUGAGGCAUUAUAUUUACUGCUGUUUGAGACACUGAAAUCUGUGUAGAGGCUGAGUGUGCCCGACAGAAAUUAAAUUUUUUCGUAUGGUCCUUUUCGUUUUUUACAAUUAGAUGGAGUUGAGACAUCAUAUUUACUGCUGUUUGAGACACUGAAAUCUGUGUAGAGGCUGAGUGUGCCCGACAGAAAUUAAAUUUUUUCGUAUGGUCCUUUUCGUUUUUUACAAUUAGAUGGAGUUGAGGCAUUAUAUUUACUGCUGUUUGAGGCACUGUAAUCUGUGUAGAAGCUGAGUGUGCCCGGCAACUGUUUCGUUUUUUCUUAUGCCAUCUUAUAGGUUUUUUUUGUUGUUAGACAGGUUUGAGCCUUGAGAUGAGUAGGAAAACAAAAAAAAAAAAAAAAAAAAAAAAAAAAAAAAAAAAAAAAAAAACUUCGGGCAUACUCAGUUUUUAGAAAGAUUAAAGUGUCUAAAACAGCAGUAAAUAUAAUGCCUCAAGUCCAUCUAAUUGUAAAAAAACAAAAAAGGGCAUAAGAAAAAUUAAAUUGCUGUCAGGCACACUCAGCCUCUUCAAAAGUUAGAGAGUCUCAAACAGUAGUAAAUAUAAUGUCUCAAAUCCAUCUAAUUGUAGACAAUGAAAAAGGGCAUAAGAGAAAUGAAAUUGCUGGCAGGGACACUCAGCCUCUAUAGAGAAUAAAGUGUCAAAAUAUAAUAGUCGACCCUGAUAUUGAUUAAAUCCGAAAGGUUACAAAAAGGCUCCAAAAAAUAUUAGAUUAUAUAAAAUAAAAACAUAUUUUAUUUUUUAAAUUACUCAUGGCGUUAAAAUGUUUGGUAAGUAAUUUUCAAAUUUACUCAUGGCUAAGCUUCUAAGAGUGAUCACUCGUGACGUCACCGCUGCACAUUUACUCAAGUAAUUGCCCAACACUAUGGUACUCAGGUCACUUUUUUCGGUUCUUCGUUUAUUUCAAGUAAACCAUGCGUCAGCGAUAAAUAUGUUCUAUUUACAAAAUUAAAGCUGAUAAAAAUUUUCAACAAGAUCGAUAUCACAUAUUUUCAGAAAUACCUGGGCUCAAUAAUCACUGCCGUUGGAAAAAUUAUUACCUCACAUUUUUAUGUUUGUUUCACUAGCCAACUCUUUAUCUCUUCAUUUUACAAAAAAACUCAUGGGGGAAGAAAGUUGUUAAGCAUUAUCAAGAAUAUAUAUUAUUUUACUAUCUUAUCUUAAACCGUUCAAAAGGUUGAGCAAUUAUAGUUUUAUGUGUUAAUUUUGAGUUUUUGCAUAAAAACUUAAUUUUGUAUUUAUUAUUAUUCUACUGCUCUAAAUUUUAACAGUAUUUUUGUAUCUAAUUAUAAAUAGUAUCUACUAAAUGUAUAAGUAAUACUUAAAUAAGUAAUAUGCACUAUUUACCAUAUUUUCAGGUACAAAUGUAGUUCUCUAAAAAUAAAGUGUUUGGUGUCAUUAAGGACUAUUCUGGACCCUGAGAUCCCAGUACAACUACUUUUAAAGCCCUAUUUCUUACUUCUGUAGAAAUAUCAUAACUAUAUAAAAAUACUUGAAGAAUUCUAAUAUGUGCAAUAAUUUGACUCCCAAUGGCACAAAAAUGGAUUUUUGGUAAAAUCCCUAUGCAAAACUUUAGGUGCCAUGUAAUUCCUAAGUGAACAAAAAUCUAUACAGUUUUUUUUGUAAAUGUUUUGUUAAGAUAAUUUAAUUUUAUAACAUAUUUAUCUAUUGACACUUAAAUGGUUUAUGCCGUCAAAUCAAUGUUGGAAAUUCUCUCUCUCUCUCUCUAUAUAUAUAUAUACACAGAAAAUUGCAUUUCCAAGUCAAAUUCAACCUUUUCUAAAUGAAAUUCAACAUUUUUUAUUUCAAAUUAAACUUUUUCUAAAUUCAACUUUAGACUUUUUAUAACUUUAAUUUUUUUUUUCAUUCCAUUUUUUUUUCAAAAUAAGAGCCAGUUACUAUAUUAUCGAAGGUGUUGGUAGCUCUUGAAAAAUACUAUAAUAUAUAACAAUAAUUUAUUUGUUUUUGGGGAAUACCCCAUACAAAUAGAGUUGGUCAUUAACAGUAAUAUAUACAAAGGAGAUAAUGAAAAAAAUAACAAUUCUUCGGGUUGCAGUGUCAACAUCUCUGAACAGCAACCAUUAACAAUAUAUAAUAUAAUAGUAUACAAUAAUAAAAAGAAAAACAAUCCAUAAUAAUAAUAAAUACACAAACCAAUAUAAAUCUUUGUAAACACCCAGUGAUACAUUUUACUACAUUUAAAUAAGAUAUUAAAUAAUAUAUAUUAAACAAAUAGAAAAAAUUAUAUACACAUAUUCCUCUACAGUUACAGUUUUUACAUAAUUUAGUUGUUAAAAAAGGAAAAAAAAAGAAUAUACAUACAUAUACACAUAUACAUACACACAUAUACAUACACACAUACAUACACCUACAUACAUAAAUAUAUAUAAUAAAAAUCUAAUCAAAAUUACUGUACUGUCAUCCAUUGACAAUAAAUGAUUUUACCCUACAACAUUGUUUUGUAUAAUAAAACAGUUUACUAAGGGAUUUAACAUUUUCAAUUUUCAAUAAUGCCAUGUAGUUGGACCUGGUCGUAUUAUCGAAGAUGUUGAUAGUGGUUGAAAAAUAUUAUAAAUUUUAUGAUUACCUGAUUGCAUAUAAAUUUAUUUUUAUUUUUCAGGAUAAUAUUUUCCAUGUCUUAUUCAAUUUUUUCCUGGUCAAAUUCAAUCUAUUCCAUUCCAGAUUCAAGUUUUGAAUUUUUAUAACUAUCUAUUUUUUUCAAAAUAAGGACCAAUUGCUAUAUUAUCGUAGCUCUUGAAAAAUAUUAUAAAUUUUAUGAUUACACGGUCGUAUAUCAAUUUAUUUUUACUUGUCAGAAUUUUUGGUAUAAUAUUUCCAUGUAAUGUUUAACUUUUUCCAAGUCAAAUUCAACCUUUACCAAAACAAUUUCAAACCUUUCCAAGUCAAAUUCAAUCUUUUCCAAGUCAAAUACAAACUUUUCCAUAUCAAAUUGAAAAACUUUAUUUUUAUUGAAGGAAG
Messenger RNA from Nezara viridula (southern green stink bug), 8303 nucleotides. Lineage: Eukaryota; Metazoa; Arthropoda; Insecta; Hemiptera; Pentatomidae. The record is from the annotation of a GenBank genome assembly.